AUGUCAGAUUCUGCUCUGCAGCGUCGACAACCUCCCAGUCCUCUCGUUUUUUUACCAGAAACCGUUCUUUCUCCCGCUCCCAGCCAGGGCAGUCAUCAGAAUGGCUCUGGUUCCAACACGGUCUCUAUGCCCUUCGUUAGGCGCCAUGUAACUCGCCGCCUCAAAGCUGCCAAAGCCGAAUGUGACAAGGAACUCCAGCGGGUCACCAACAAUAUCACCGUUUUCUUUGAGGAGCGUCUCAAGGAGGGGGAUCAUGAACCUGACAGGGAAUAUCGAGAGAAGGACUCACAUUAUGGAGACGGAGAUCCAUACCGUGACCAUCCUUUUGCCUUCCAGCCUGCAGAAUUUCGGUCUGCUCCGCAGAACGACGACUGCAGCUCAGAUGGCGGCUAUGAAGCCGAAGUUGAGUACCAUGGUCGUCACAGCCGACAACGUGGGUCCCCUGAUGACGACCUCAGCGUUUCUCCAGUGUUGACUCAUUCAUCCUCUCAUUCUGCUCUCUACUCAGCGUCUUCAUCGACUUCCAUGAGCCCAGGGGCUAUUAGGCGGCAACAGACCCUUUCUUGGGAACGGCCUCUCUCUGCUUCCAUGUCCUCCAGUGCAAUCUCUUCCUCACCUGCUGGUUCCACUGUCAUGCUGCCCGAAGCACCACUUACUCGGAAACAGAGCAGCCCAUCCGCCUCCACUUCAUGGGCGAACCAGGGACUCCCUUCGCGCCGCCUGUCUCGUACCAUUCAUAUUCCCUCUCGUCCUCCCCGGUCCGGUCACAGUUCCAGAUCCACUUCGCGCUCCAGAUCACCCCUCCCGCCCAUCUCGAGUCAUGCUUCAUUCUCCGAUUACACAUCCAACCCUCCUUCUAAUCGUCGUGCUUCGCGAAUCUUAGUUGAUGAUCCCAUCGACCCGAUUAUGUCCACCCUAUACGAACUCAUAGGCAUAGCUACAGAAAUCAUUGACAUGUCCAUCACGCAACUCACUGCUCAGCCCAAAGUGUGUGAGUCUCUUGUGGAAAGAGUCCAGGACAUUGGGAAGGCAUGGGAGACUCAUCCCGACUGGCAUGGACGCAAUUGGUACGUUCAAGUACUGCUUGCUGUCGCAAGUCUCAACCGAGUUGUUGAAUGGUGGGAAGCCGAGAAGCAGUUUUGGAACUUUGACGACAACGACGAUGAACUUGACGAGCCCUUGACAUUUGUGACCAAACCCGCUGAUGAAUCCGCACCUGAACCUUCUCGGCCACAAGGAUCCCCUGAACUAGAAGGUUUCAGGCUCAACCCGGAAGAUGACAACAGACAUCGUCUUCACAGACCGCCUAGUCACGGACGGCGUCCAAGAGACGACCAUCCAAAAACGCUCACCAAUCUUACCGAUCCUCGGGAGGGCCACUCCCGCAGUGUAUCCAAAACACACACACAUGUCCAUUCAGAUUCGGCACGAGUGCUGGCAACCGAAAGGUUGAGGUUACAGGCCGAAACCGCUCAAAAUCAGAAUAUCGUGUUAGAACUUAGUUUGGACGGAGACCAUUUGAUUUGGAUUAAUUACGCGUGGAGGGUGGUAGUGGGCACGGACCCGGAUGAACUGUUCGGUACUAGAGUGUCAUUGCAACUACAUUCUGCUGAUGCUCAUGUCUUCAAUGCUGCGACCCAACAACUUCUAGAAGACGAUUCCCAUACUGUCGAAGCGCGGUUUAGGCUCAGGGUGGAGCCAGAAAGUGAUCGUGAUUACUCACAAUCCAGGGUGCUUUACCAGCAGAUGGAAGGCAAAGGCAUGCUCAUGAUUGAUCGCGAAGACGGUGAGCCCUCGCACACGAUGUGGGUUAUCAAGCCAAUUGCUCCUCCCCGUUAUGAGCAAGAGUCAGCUAUAAUGCUCGUUUCGGCUGGUCAGAUGGAGGAGAGCGAAUACGAACCGCCGCCACCCAUCUGUCGUAAACUCUCUGCACCAGAACCGACAGGCGAAGUACCCGUACCUGAAACGCCUCUUCCUUUCCCGCUCCCUAUUAGUGCUGAACCUAUACUUUGCCGGAUAUGCGAGUGCCAAGUUCCCCAGUGGUAUUUCGAAAAACACAGUGAAACAUGUGUGGAGACUCACCGCCUCGAAGCUGAAAUAGGCGAAUGCAACGAAUCUAUCGCGGAACUGAGGGCCACCAUCAGGGAUUUGUGUGUCGCCAUGGAUCGCUCAUCGGUCGUUACUGUACCGGAGUAUCGCGGGGUGCCGAUCUUUAGACCAUCCUCUCCUGGCAUCGCAUCCCCCCUCGCCUUAUUUCGGGUGAACAAGAUGCAAAAGUUUGGUGUAAAGAAGAUGCAAAGGAGACUGCUUGACCAAUUGGAAGAUAUUCUCCAGAUAGCCGCAGAGGUUGCUGUUCCCUCUCUGAAGGAGGAAGAAGCAAAAGAACCCAUUGAGAGGCAGAGAUUACUAUCCCCCAGUUCGGAAAGGAAGAUGUCUCAAGUCAGAAACUGGAGCAAGCCGGCCAUUGAGGAUGCUGCAUUGAACCAACUUGUGCAGGAUGUGGAACGGGUAAUGCGACAAAAGGUUGAUUCUGUGGUGCGGAUGCAGAAUACGAUUCGAUAUGCAGAAAAAAUCUGGUGUGAAUGGCAGGACAGAGUGGGUGUAUAUGUUACUUCGAUGGAAGAGGAUGACUCUAGUGGCAGUGAUAGUGAUAGUGAAGGAGAAGAGCUUUCGGUACCCCCUGCGUUGUCGUCAACGGGAGUGGAAAGGGAGGAGGACGAUCAUUCUAGCACAACAUCUGAAUAUGCAUUCACGGGUGCCGAUCCGACUCCAGUAGGCUCGUCCCCUGCACCUGUUACACCUCUGGAACCUCGUCCUGGUUCCGUAGUGCCCAUGUCGAGUCCUGUUUCCUAUGGAAAUCGACCGUUGCAUACGCGAUCCUCUACCCCUUCUUCGAUCUCGUCACCUCUUGCUCUUGCAGCUCCGAUUGUCGCAUCCCAGUAUCCGGAGGAGUCGGUACCUGCCAUGAGUCUGGACGAUCCAAGGAGCGUGACAAUUAAAACCCGCAAAUCAUCUUCGAGUUUGCUCGAACCCAAGCUAGUAGUGACGCCUCCCGCGUCCCCUCAAGUGCAUCCUCGAGAUGGCACUUCUGGUAGCCUCACACGAGAACCAUCGCAGAAGCGUGGUCAUCGACGGCAUUCGACUAUAAAUCCCAUCAUGACUUCCACUGGUCCGCUUUCCCCCCGACAACCCUCCGCUGCUCCCUUAUCCCGUUCAGCCCCGACUUCGAUAAAGGACUUCGACAUAAUCAAACCCAUCAGCAAAGGUGCAUUUGGCUCUGUCUUCCUCGCCAAGAAGAAAAUUACUGGUGACUACUACGCAAUCAAAGUUUUGAAGAAGGCGGACAUGAUUGCGAAGAAUCAGAUCACGAAUGUCAAAGCUGAGCGCAUGAUCCUGAUGAAACAAGCCGACUCGCCUUUUGUCGCAAAGCUGUACUUUACUUUUCAGAGCAGGGAUAACCUAUAUCUGGUGAUGGAAUACCUCAACGGCGGUGACUGCGCUGCACUCAUCAAAUCCUUGGGGUCUUUACCAGAGGAGUGGACAAAAAAUUACAUUGCGGAGGUUGUUCUUGGCCUCGAGUACUUACAUCAACGAGGUGUUGUUCAUCGUGACCUCAAACCUGAUAAUCUACUGAUUGACCAGCAUGGUCACUUGAAGCUUACUGAUUUCGGUUUGAGCAGGAUUGGUUUACUCGGACGACAGACUCGUGAUAGUCAGCAGGGGCGCGGUUAUGCCAGAUACAGCUCGCGUUCUCGACCCCCCUCCAUAGACUCCGCUUAUCUGUCGUCUCCGUUGUUUCCUAAUGAUGGAGGUUCGUAUUUCACCCAACGGACGAAUUCGGUUCCCCGCGUAGGAAGCUCCCCUUAUCUGUCCUCCACAGAUGAUGUCGCAGGUGAAACAAAUGGUUGGGACUCGGCCAACGUGCUUUACAAUCUUCGACCAAAGACGGCUGAGAGUCCACUGCAGUCAUUCGCCACCGAGCUCACGACCGAUUUGAGAUCGCAUUCACAUUCAAAUUCAAAUUCUGCUAGUGGAACACCUCCUGGUGAACAGAAAUUUGUUGGUACACCGGAUUAUCUCGCUCCAGAAACUAUUCUUGGUUUGCGAAAGGAUGACGCUGCUGUUGACUGGUGGGCUUUGGGUGUGAUCACCUAUGAAUUCUUGUAUGGAAUUCCACCGUUCCAUGACGAUACUCCUGAAAAGGUGUUUGAAAACAUCUUGUCUGGACAUGUGGAAUGGCAUGAUGAAUGGGUUGACUUCUCCGAAGAAGCCCGUGAUUUUAUGCAGAGACUCCUGACUAUUGAUCCAGAGGCUCGCCUUGGUGCGAAUGGCGCAGAUGAAGUCAAAGCACACCCGUUCUUCCGUAGCAUCGAAUGGGACAAGGUCACAAUCACGGAAGCGGCAUUCAUUCCGCAGGUCAACGAUCCAGAGUCCACUGAUUACUUUGACCCUCGCGGAGCCAUACCUAUGUUGUUCCAAGACGAUGACCAGGUAGCGGUUACCGGACAGUCUGCACUUAACAGCCCAGUUGUUGAUCCAACGAUGCCGCCUCCCUCUUUACCUGUACCUAUCGCGGGUCGGGAAAUGGCUUCCGCUCCGGGAACCGACGACUUUGGCUCUUUCAGCUACAAGAAUGUGCCCGUUCUGAAGCAAGCAAAUGACGAUCUCAUCAGAAAGAUGAAGACGGAUCAAAUGGUUCCACUCACGCACGCUAUCUCAGAGUCAACCGGUCUGCAUAACCGGAAGCGAAGUAUUUCUCACCGCAUGAAGAAACCACCUAGUGUCGUGACUAACGUGGACCAGAAGAACAUGCCGACUAAUCCACCUUCCCCGGCGACAUCCACCUCCUCUUUAGCAUCAUCUCCGUCGCGUGCAAGCAUUCCCCCUUCGACACCUGGUAGCGCCGGUGUGAGUGGUGGAAGCCAUGCCCGUAAGCUCUCAGAAUAUGGGGCUGUCGAACGGUUCAAACUUAACCAUAUGGACGGAGGUGAUCGACGGAACUCUAUGCCAAGUCGCCUGCGCACCGCUUCUGCAUCCAGUGGCGGAGAAGGUUCGGGUUCGGAAACGUGGGCGUCUUCCGUUGGACAUGGCUCUACCAAUACUCCGCCAUCGUCUGUGCAUUCUAUCGACUUGAGGAAAGGUCCGGACCCAACUGAUCGCGCGGUAACAUGUCUCCUGGCCGAGGACAACCCAAUUACCGCUAAAAUCAUCGAGACCUUACUAUUACGAAUGGGAUGUCGGUGCGUCGUAGUGGCCGAUGGAUCAGAAGCCAUCAGCGUCGCGAUGGGAGACAUCAAAUUUGACUGCAUAUUGAUGGACCUCCAUAUGCCAGUUUUGGAUGGCGAGGGCGCUGCGAGGUACAUCAAAAGUACGAAUAGCAAGAAUACAAAUACGCCCAUUAUCGCGGUUAGUGCUUAUAGUGGCGCUGACACAAGCGACUCGAAUAGUGUCUUCGCUGGAUCGUUAUCAAAACCGUUGCAAAAGGCUGACUUGUUAGCUGUAUUUCGCCAACUCGGAUUCAAAACAACGACGAUGCAAGGCGUUGGACCCGGCGCUACAAAGGUCACCGCUUCUCAAGGAAACUCAUGA
This is a messenger RNA of Marasmius oreades (fairy-ring Marasmius), 5589 nucleotides long. RefSeq lists its product as uncharacterized. Gene Ontology annotation, molecular function: protein serine/threonine kinase activity; ATP binding. The record is from RefSeq and is a predicted model, not a curated record. Lineage: Eukaryota; Fungi; Basidiomycota; Agaricomycetes; Agaricales; Marasmiaceae. The transcript has 7 exons. Gene Ontology annotation, cellular component: nucleus; cytoplasm. Gene Ontology annotation, biological process: peptidyl-serine phosphorylation; phosphorelay signal transduction system. Bases 1 to 5589 code for a protein of 1862 amino acids.